CGAUAGUUCGUGGAAAAUAGACAAGGAAGAGAAAGCAGCGGGAAGAAGACGUAAACGAAAGAAGGAGAGAAGGAAGUGUUCGCUAAACGCAGUGUCUUUUUUUGUCAAGUCGUACUUUGUCCCUCGAGCUGUAACAUUAAAAUGGAGAUGAUUUAGGGGACAUUCAGUCAUGGCUGACAAUCCAGCAGCAGAAAUCCAGCUACUUAGAAGCCAGAAGGCUAAGCUAAUAGAUAUUCUAAGUGGGGAUGCAGACUUUGUCCUGCAGCAUGCAGACUCCCGUUGUCUGCUGUCUCCUAACGGCUACCAGCAGGUGAAAGCCUGCCGUGUUCCUUGUGAGAAGGUGACAGAGCUGCUGGAUCAUAUUAUCCAAAGAGGACCUGAAGCUGUACAGGGUCUGCUGGAACUACUGAAUGAGCCGGCACUACAGGAAACCUUUCCAAUGCUAAGCUUUACUAAAGAUCUGCAUGUCGACAUGCUGUCUUCUGGAAUUCAAGAAACAUCAAGAAAAAGAAAAUCAGCUCCUGAUUUAGAAGACUCUGUUCCAUCCAAACAGAUCAGCAACAACGGCUCCAGCUUGGUGAAGGAGAAGCAGCUGCUGAUCGUGGCACGCACCAUUGGCAGAUCUUGGAAGGUGAUUGGCGGAUUGGCGCUGGACAUCCCCAAUGUGAAGCUGGAACAGAUUGAAGAGGACCACUCGCUGCAUGUAGACAGAGUGUUCGCCAUGCUGCGUCACUGGAGAAACAGUCAGAGGGGGAAAGCCACAGCUUCUCACCUGCACUCGCUGCUCAGUCAGGGAGACUUUGAUCUGCCCCUUGAGAACAUUGACUUCCUGUUGGAGAAUGACUGAAGCCCUUACUUUGUUUUAACAAAAAGGUUUUAUUUCUCUGAAAUGUAUGUUUCUUUUAUAGUUUAUUUUAUAUCAGGGGAAAACUGUUGAAGACUUAAUUGCUGUUUAUUUUUCUCACAGUAACCCUUUAGCAAGAGGCCUCUUGCUCAUGGACAAUUACAAUACUUGUCAUAAAACUGCUUAUCAAUGAUUAUGCAACUUUUAUUAUGAAAAACAAAAAAAAUGAUUUUAUUUUGUAAAAAAAAAAAAAUAUUCAAAUUUGUGUAUGUACUGAAGAGUACAUACAUUCAACAUUGUAGAAAUGUUCACCUUGUGGCAUAUUAAGAUAUAUUUUUUUAAUGGCAAGUUUUCUUUAUCUGAAUAGAAGGUCAAAUGGUUGAAAGUGUUGUUUUAUAUGCUGUAGCCUACAGAUUGUGAAACAUCUAGAGGCAAAUUAACAAUUUGUUAAAUGUAAUAAAACGACUUAGCAACAGUUCUAAUAAUACAAUAACAUGUUCCCCAUUGAUCAUCUUUUUGGGAUGACAUCAACUAGACCAGUAUGAUGUGCCGUAAAUCAUGAGUUGUCUCCUGACUUCUAAACACUGAAUAAAUUCUGCACACCACCAGCGUUCUCUAGGUAUCUUCCCUAAAGUAUGCCAACCAUUACAAGUUAGUCAAUUAAUAAAAAAAUGAAACAAGGUUUAAA
Labrus bergylta (ballan wrasse) is the source of this 1532-nucleotide messenger RNA. RefSeq lists its product as uncharacterized. Gene Ontology annotation, molecular function: protein binding. Lineage: Eukaryota; Metazoa; Chordata; Actinopteri; Labriformes; Labridae. Gene Ontology annotation, biological process: signal transduction; regulation of apoptotic process. The record is from RefSeq and is a predicted model, not a curated record.